This is a messenger RNA of Rhopilema esculentum, 5208 nucleotides long. Its product is annotated as carnitine O-palmitoyltransferase 2, mitochondrial. Gene Ontology annotation, biological process: fatty acid beta-oxidation. NCBI's taxonomy places the organism in Eukaryota, Metazoa, Cnidaria, Scyphozoa, Rhizostomeae, Rhizostomatidae. Gene Ontology annotation, cellular component: mitochondrion. The record is from RefSeq and is a predicted model, not a curated record. Gene Ontology annotation, molecular function: carnitine O-palmitoyltransferase activity.
CGACACCCUGCCUCGUUCUAGCGUUGUACUUUGAACCCAAUCAAAGAGGUACAGAAUUCAAAACUUGUCUCAAGAAAAACUCAACUUGCAGCAUGAAGACGGUUUUAGAAUUCGGAUUAUUUACUGGAGUGAGAAACUCAAGGAUUUUGAAACGGAAUGUUCCUUGCAAGGCCUCAGUCAGUACUUUACUGUUGCACAGUCGAAAUCACAGUGGGAGUGACUCAGAUUUUCUACAAAAGAGCUCUGUUCCAACAAUGCAUUUUCAAGGAAGCUUGCCACGUUUGCCCAUUCCAAAGUUGGAAGAUACUUACAGACGAUAUUUGGAUGCCCAAAAGCCAUUAUUGACUCCAGAACAGUAUGAAAGAGUGAAAGAAGUUACUAAAAACUUUAUUGAAUAUGAAGGAAGAGCACUGAAUGCAGAAUUAGUUGCUAAAGAUAACUUGAACAAAAACACCAGUUACGUUUCAGAACCUUGGUAUGACAUGUAUCUGAGAUACAGAAAGUCAAUUGUUCUCAAUCAUAAUCCAUUUAUUGUUUUCAACCGCGACCCAAACACCAGUGAUCCGUUGGUGAGGGCAACAAAAAUGCUUCAUGCUGCAGUGAGAUUCAAGAAAAGUUUUGACAAGGGGUUGCUUGCACCGGACGUCUAUCAUCUUAAUCCAAAAAAGUCAGACACCAAGUUUUUUCGCAGUUUUGUGAGAUUGUUACCAUCAAGUCUGUCCUGGUAUGGAGCGUACCUUUUCAAGGCGUUUCCGUUGGAUAUGAGUCAGUACAAAAGACUUUUCAACAGCACACGCAUCCCUUUGAAAGAGAAAGACUCCUUGGAAAGUUUUCCUGCAGACCGACACAUCUUGGUUAUUAGAAAUGGACAUUUUUUCACGUUUGAUCUCUUGAAGCAAGACGGAUCUGUUGUUUCAAAGGAUGAAAUUUACGCAAACUUGAAGGCAGUUGUUGAGCAGAGUGCCGCAAAAAACGAGAAUUCGUGUGGCGUUUUAACUGCAGAAGAGCGUGAUUAUUGGGCAGAGCUGCGAGCCAGGCUGAAGGACAACACGAAAAAUGCAGAAAUAUUGCGCAAAAUUGACGGAGCAUUGUUUGUUUUAUGCUUGGACGACAGAAAGUAUUCCGACGAAUACGAGGCAAUGCGGAUGUUCCUACAUGGCGUUGGUGGCGAUAGGUGGUUUGACAAGUCCUUCCAGCUUAUUCUCGAAGGUAAUGCUGAGGCCGCAAUUAACUUCGAACAUGCUUGGGGGGACGGUGUUUCCAUCGUUCGAUUUUUCAAUGAAAUUCACGAACAUUGCAUCAAAGAGGAGUAUCAACCGUCAGCAGCUGCACCGCCAGUGUCCAGCCUCGCAAAACACGAGUUUUUGAUCGACAAACCGUUUCAGGAAAUUCUACAGCAAUCACAGAAAAGGUUCCAAGAGUUUGUUGGCAAACUGAAGUUGUUUGCCAGGGAAGAAGAAGAAUUUGGCAAGAAUUUUUUUAAGGCAAAUAGGUUAAGUGCCGAUGGUGUGAUGCAGCUAGCGUUUCAAAUGGCAUACUAUAGGAUGUUCGGCUGCGCAUCACCCACGUAUGAGUCAUGCAGCACAGCGGCAUUUAAGCACGGACGGACAGAAACAUUGAGGCCAGCAACAACAGCAACAGUAGCUUGUUCAGAAGCAUUUGAUUUGAAUCAUCCAGCAGGCAUUGAAGAGAUGGUCCAUCUUGUUAGGAACUCAUCCGACAUGCAUGGCAAGCUGACCAAGGAAGCAGCCAUGGGGCAAGGUUUUGAUCGUCAUUUGUUCGCAUUAAAAACGAUUUCCGAAAAAAGUGGGCGUAAUGUGGAUUUUUUCCAAGACGAAGCGUACCUCAAGAUGAACCACAUCAUUCUGUCUACAAGCACUGUAUCCAGUCCCAACAUUCGAAUGGGCGGUUUCGCACCAGUCACGCCAAAUGGCCUUGGUGUCGGCUACAUGAUUCUUGAUGAAAAGCUUGGUUGCAAUGUUUCAGCAUACCCUGACAGUCCUAGCUGCACUGAUUUCGUAGAACUUGUAUUUAAAAGCCUUCGUGAUAUUUACAAUGUCUUUCAAGGCCAUAAUUUUAAAAAGUAAUUACUGUUGUAGUGAAUUUUCACAUGAAUAAUGCAGCUCUGUUCUUGUCUCUUUUCAUUCGGCCCAAAUUUAUUGGCUAUUUUCUGAGGUUAAAGCAAUUUUGCAGCUGGAUAGUAAAUAAUUUACUCGGACUCAACAGAAUAUUGCUUUUCAAACGAAGAUUAAAGGCAGAGUAUAAACGAACUUAUUGAUCUAGGACUACCUGCUUCUUUGGGUCAGUUUCGAAAGCUGCUAGAUAAAACAAAGGCUAGACUGAACUUUUGGUUUUAAAACAACAAAAUAAUUUAGCCUGGAUUAAUCGGACGGGGCGAUGAAUUAGAUGGGGAAUCCGCGUGAAACACGACUCCUGGUAAGAAUUACAGCCAGCUAUGACGUGGAGAUCAGCUUGAAUUUAUGUAUUUUGUUGGUGGAUUGGAAAUUAAGCCCACAGCCGCUACGAGGAAGGAGGCUGCGAUGUAGCCAUGUUCGUACAAAAUUAAUGACAAGAUUAUCUAGGUUUUUACACACCAAUAGCUGAGAUAGAGCCGCACCAAGCGAGUUUAGAGAAACUGUUUAUUUUGGGAAAAAAUCUUUAACAAAUCGACUUUCGUGGAGGUAGGAUAAGAGUGGGUGUUUGUGAUCAUGGUUGUUUGUCUCCAGCUUUAGGGUAUGCCCCAGAUAUUUACACAGAAGGGCCAUUUUGCUACCAAUAAAGGGUUUAGGUUGAAAUUGUGUCAUCUUGGAAAGCAGUUGAAUUCAAUUGAACAACAAUAAUAAUCAUGCAUAUAUAUAUAUACAGAAUAAUCCUAUCACUGAAUGUCCUGUAAGAAGUAAAAUAAAACGGAAAGAAAAAUAAGAAGGGAAAAUGUUAUCAAACUUGCAUUUAAAACUGUAGGAAUUGUAAUAAUUCAAUCGGUUUAUUGCUCGUCUAAAGUUGAAAUCGUAUCUUUUAUUUUUCUGCGGGCACCUGGUUGAAUAUCAACGCUUUUUAAAGUGCAAAAGCUCCUUUGCCCUCUUCUAAUACUAAUUGAGGCUCUUUUCUAGAUUUUCUGCUGCAAAGUCGGGUGUUAUCGGGGUUGAUUCCUAGAUACCUAUAGAUGUCUAUUUCACGGAUAUUGCCUUACGUAACGGCUGAUAAUUGAAAACAGUUUUGUGACUGGAAAUCAGAAUCUCGACAAAAUCUCGAAAUUUAAAUGUUUGUAAACAUGAAAAAAAGGAUGAUUAUGACUUCCAUAAAAGCUUGUUAACAAAUUUUUCUCUUGAAGGACUGAAAAAUGAGGGAAGCUAUUUGUAGUCAGACAUGUGUUAAGAUACAAGAAAUAUUUACAGGAAGUAUAAUACAAAUAAUGACAAAAAGUGGUACAUGGCGCCUUUGAGAUGCAACCUGCCAGUUGCAAAAAGGUAUAGUUUUCUAUCUGUGAGUAUAGGCUCUGAGUUUUCAACGCACAUAUCUUCCUCCAAGUUUGUCUAACUUUAGCAGUUUUCCUAAUCGCUGUUUCGCUGUCGUGCUGCCCUUUCGAAUUUUCUCCCUCUUUUUAUCUCCACCUGAAAUUUCGAAUGAAUAAUGGUAAUAUGGCUAUAGCUAACCAUAAAGCGUACAACUCCAAGUACUUCAUGUAGAUUGCACUGCCUUGGGUAGUUUGAGGCGAACAUCCAUACGGGCCAAUCCUCUGACAGAACAAUCUAGCGAUAGUAAACACUUAAGUGCCUCUUACGUCUCCCUAAAAUAUACCAUUUAGCUAUGAAAAUAAAUGUAAUUUAGAUAGAAUAAAUCUAAUAACUGUAUUGUUUAACGCAAUUACACAGGUCAAGGAGUAUGAUGGUUAGGAGCAUUUUUAGUUAUGAAGCCAAAUGUUCAGCUCAAAAUCCUCAAACUAUCCUAAAAGACCACAAUGUUUCUGAGUUCGGUUUGAGAAAAAUGUUUAGCUGGGAAAGCUAAUAAUUUGUGAAACAGCUGUGUACAACAAACAUUGCCUUACCUAGACCAUGUUUGCCUGAAGGUCCUGCGUCUUUUAGGCUUUUUGCUUUUGCCUAAAAAAAGUUUGCAGAUAAGACGAAAGUAGAAAAAGUCUGUUGUAACAGGGUUGUGAAGUUUACAGGCUGAACAAUUGUCAGACAGACAUAGAUCCACUAUUAAACGUCAGUUGUAUUACCGUAAGUCGUCGAAUAAGCCCCAUCUUCGAAUUUGUUCCCACCCUUUUGUGGGAACAAAACUUUCAUUUGAAGAAAUAAUGAAUAAUUUGUUGUGAAAUUUCCAUCAUGCUUAUGUUAGGACUUGAGGAUGCUUUAACAGAAUGAAAACUAAAACAGAUUCAAAUACUUACAUAAUCGUCGGGACCAGGUUUCGAACAAUCGAAGGAUGCAGUUUGAUGGCGAUGAGAUGUUCCACUAUUUAAUUUACCUUUGUAAAGAUAACCAGAAAAAGAAACAAGGAGUAAGUUAAUUUAACAAAACAGCUUUCAAGCCAUGUCGGCCAUUUUGUUUGCAAGCGUGAACACAAGAAGAUACCAGUUACACGAGAAGUACCAAAUAAAAAGUUAACCGUGCUGCUAUAGAGGUGCACACCUGUUUUAUCGUACCGAUUAAUUUCCAACUAGAAAUAAUCUGAUAUAUACUUCACUCCACAACAGUUGAAAAUGGAAAGAAUCUUAUAUGUUGUACUCAAAUAGUGUGGUUUGAGACCUGGAUCAAAUAUCUACAGCAAGGUCACUGUAAUUUUGAAAUAAUGCGAAGCUUAGGCUUUUGACAGAAAUACAACAGGCAACAAGACAGAAAAGAUUUAAAUCAAAUUACAUAAACAGGUAUAAGCGGAGAGCGGUCCGUAUAAAUCUUACUUUUUGAGCUCAAAGAAUUCUUUGCUUUCCGUUUGCCUCUUUGACCAGGGUUCCAUGAAAAAUCAUCGAAAUCAAGAUCAGAGGUUGUACUUAGCCUCGGGUAGACAAAGUUGGCAUCCUGGUAGUACUCUUCUUCCGGAUCAUAAUCAGAAUCAGCGUCCGAACGACUCCUUUUGAUUUUUCCUUGUGGCUUAGCAAGAGGUUCUCGGAUUACGUAAUCGUCGGCCAUAUUUGGCGUCUUCAUUUGACUGAUUGUAUGCCCUCUGUUUUCAUGAAACAAAUCUUUCUUCGUUGCAUCAAAUUGCUCU